ACAUCCGUGUGUGAGUGUGCCAGUGAAUUCCUACAGGAAAGCGCGAAAUCUCAGUACGAUGGCCGAUACAGCAGCGACCGAAGCCCCGACCGCCGCAGCAGCAGCUGCCCCAGCUCCCGCGGCCAAGUCACCCAAGAAGCCGAAGGCGGCCGCCGGCCCCAAGAAGCCCAAGCAGCCGGCCGCCCAUCCUCCGAUCAACGAGAUGUUGCUGGCCGCCGUGAAGGCCCUGAACGAGCGCAACGGUUCCUCGCUGCAGGCGAUCAAGAAGUACGUGGCGGCCAACUACAAGGCUGACGUCACCAAGCUGGCCUCCUUCUUCAAGAAGGCGCUCAAGAGCGGUGUCGCCAGCGGCAAGCUGGUCCAGACCAAGGGAACCGGAGCGUCGGGUUCGUUCAAGCUGUCGGCCGCCGCCAAGAAGCCGGUGGUAGAGAAGAAGAAGGCAGCUGCCCCGAAGAAGGCGGCAGCGGAGAAGAAGAAGAAGACCGCUGCCAAGAAGCCUGCCGGUGAGAAGAAGACCGUCGCCAAGAAGGCAACCAAGAAGGCGGACGGUGCCGCGGCGAAGAAGCCAAAGGCCGCCGCAGCGAAGAAGCCCAAGGCAGCGGAUGGUGCGAAGAAGGCCGCCAAGAAGCCGGCAGCCCCGAAGCAGAAGGCCACCAAGCCAGCCAAGGCAGCGGCAGCUGCCAAGCCGAAGGCACCGAAGCCAAAGAAGGCCGCUGCUCCGGCCAAGAAGGCGGCCGCUCCGAAGAAGGCCGCUGCGCCGAAGAAAGCCGCAGCCCCCAAGAAGGUAGCAGCAGCUAAGAAGUAAAUGGUUGCUCCAGCACAGGCUCUAGAGCCUGAAUUGUACAUCUCAACACACUUAGUCCAUAGCAACAGUCCUUUU
Anopheles arabiensis is the source of this 880-nucleotide messenger RNA. Its product is annotated as histone H1-like. NCBI's taxonomy places the organism in Eukaryota, Metazoa, Arthropoda, Insecta, Diptera, Culicidae. Gene Ontology annotation, biological process: nucleosome assembly; chromosome condensation; negative regulation of DNA recombination. Bases 59 to 805 code for a protein of 248 amino acids. Gene Ontology annotation, molecular function: double-stranded DNA binding; nucleosomal DNA binding; structural constituent of chromatin. The transcript has a single exon. The record is from RefSeq and is a predicted model, not a curated record. Gene Ontology annotation, cellular component: nucleus; nucleosome.